Toxotes jaculatrix (banded archerfish) is the source of this 1651-nucleotide messenger RNA. Its product is annotated as malate dehydrogenase, cytoplasmic-like. Gene Ontology annotation, biological process: oxaloacetate metabolic process; malate metabolic process; tricarboxylic acid cycle. Lineage: Eukaryota; Metazoa; Chordata; Actinopteri; Toxotidae. Gene Ontology annotation, cellular component: mitochondrion; cytosol. The record is from RefSeq and is a predicted model, not a curated record. The transcript has 9 exons. Bases 241 to 1293 code for a protein of 350 amino acids. Gene Ontology annotation, molecular function: L-malate dehydrogenase (NAD+) activity.
CGAGCAACCGAGACACAAGAAGGCGUGAAAGUCGAACGGCAGCGCGGGUUAAAGUCGCCUCUGGUGCUGCGGCGGUUUCCUGUCGCACCUGCCUGUCUUUCUCUCUCCAUCUGUGGGUGUCCACCUGUCUCCCCUUCUCUCUGUUUGUCUUCCUCCCGGUGCCGUGUCGGGUUGAGACGCCAUUUCUGCCACAGAGGACGUCAGGUUGUCAGCGAAGGAGCACAGAACCCCGGCGGGACCAUGUUGACGCUGCUGACUUCCAUGUAUCUGGUGGUGCGGGCGGUUUCCUCUCAGGCUGAACCUAUCCGUGUUCUGGUGACUGGGGCCGCUGGCCAGAUUGCCUACUCCCUGCUGUACAGCAUCGCCAAGGGGGAUGUGUUCGGAAAGGACCAGCCAAUCAUCUUGGUCCUGCUGGACAUCCCCCCCAUGCUGCCGGUGCUGGAUGGAGUCGUCAUGGAGCUGCAGGACUGCGCCCUCCCACUGCUCAGGGAGGUCAUCCCCACUGACAAGGUGGAGGUGGGCUUCAAGGACCUUGACGCCGCCAUCUUGGUGGGUUCCAUGCCCAGGAAGGAGGGCAUGGAGAGGAAGGACCUGCUGAAGGCCAACGUGGCCAUCUUCAAGACGCAGGGAGCCGCCCUGGACAAGUACGCCAAGAAGACCGUCAAGGUUCUGGUGGUUGGAAAUCCAGCAAACACCAACUGUCUGAUCGCCUCCAAGUCUGCUCCAUCCAUCCCCAAAGAGAACUUCUCCUGCCUCACCCGACUGGACCACAACAGAGCCUGCUCCCAGGUGGCGAUACGCUGCAGCGUGUCCUCCGACAACGUGAAGAACGUCAUCAUCUGGGGGAACCACUCCUCCACCCAGUACCCCGACGUCCACCACGCCAAGGUCAAUGUCCACGGCAGCGAGACGAGUGCCUACGACGCCGUGAAGGACGACGCCUGGCUGAGAGGAGACUUCAUCUCUACGGUGCAGCAGCGCGGUGCCGCCGUCAUCAAGGCCCGGAAGCUGUCCAGCGCCAUGUCUGCCGCUAAGGCCAUCUGCGACCACAUGAGGGACAUCUGGUUCGGCACCAAGGAGGGUGAGUUCAUCUCCAUGGGCGUGUACGCUGCUGGAAACUCCUACGGCAUCCCAGAGGACCUCAUCUACUCCUUCCCUGUCCAGAUCAAGAACAAGACCUGGAAAGUGGUGGACGGGCUCGCCAUCAACGACUUCUCCCGAGCCAAGAUGGAUGCCACAGCCGCCGAGCUGGUGGAGGAGCGAGACACCGCUCUGGACUUCCUGUCCCAGUGACUGUCUCCACCUGCUGGUCAACAACAACAGCACUUAAACCCCCUGAAGGCUCGCUGUUCUCGUCUCUGAAGACAAAGCCCUCCACAAUUAUAACCGUCCCAGCUGGUGUCUGUGUUUUACCUCUGUGUGUCCGUGUGUGUGUGUGUGUGUGUGUCAGCGUGUGAGUGUUUGUGACUGUGCGUCACUAGGCCACUUCUUCAGGUUUUCAGACCUGUUUAAUGACCACAUCCUGGCCUCCUCUGUCUGCAGGACACCAAGAGAAUGUCUCUGUUUGUAGAUGAUAAGAGUAACACACACUAGCUGUUCAGAAACUGUAAGGGAACAUGUUAUCACCAAUAAAACCACCAGGAAACUGACA